UUCCAUUUUGGUAGCUUCAGCCCUGCAGCUGCUGUGUCUCCUCGUCGUCUGGGAAGAAAACUUUCACAUUAAGAGUUGCUGAUCCCGGUCUUCUUCCUCGCCUCUCUCCGCGUCGAUGCGUGCUGGGCUCCUGACAGAAGCCAUCUGGCGCUCAGCUCUGUGGUUCGGAAGAAGUCGGGUCCUAUAGGUUUAUUUUUUUCCCCCUAACUCUCCAUUGAUGUGUUGAGCUUCCGAGGGAAUCGUACCUUCCUGUAAAGCAUGUUGCCUUCUCAAGGAGUCCUCCUGCAUCCUUAUGGCGUGCCAAUGAUCGUUCCAGCAGCCCCUUACUUCCCCGGACUGAUCCAGGGUAAUCAGGAAGCAGCCGCUGCCCCUGACACCAUGGCUCAGCCUUAUGCUUCGGCCCAGUUUGCCCCCCCUCAGAACGGCAUCCCCGCGGAAUACACGGCCCCUCACCCCCACCCCGCGCCAGAGUACACGGGCCAGACCACCGUCCCCGAGCACACGUUAAACCUGUACCCUCCCGCCCAGUCGCACUCGGAGCAGAGCGCAGCGGACACCCUCAGCGGUUUUCUCCUGUCCUUCUUCCUUUGUUCUGGCAUUUCCCUCCCAUUUAGAGGAAGCAAAGGCACAUUGGAACGAACCUUCGGGUCCACUCAGAGCCUCUUUGCUUUGCUCUUGUUCUUUCAGCAGACAGAUGACGCGGCACCCACGGAUGGCCAGCCCCAGACACAACCUUCUGAAAACACGGAAAACAAGUCCCAGCCCAAGCGGCUGCAUGUCUCCAACAUCCCCUUCAGGUUCCGGGAUCCCGACCUCCGACAAAUGUUUGGUCAAUUUGGUAAAAUCUUAGAUGUUGAAAUUAUUUUUAAUGAGCGAGGCUCCAAGGGAUUUGGUUUCGUAACUUUCGAAAAUAGUGCCGAUGCGGACAGGGCGAGGGAGAAAUUACACGGCACCGUGGUAGAGGGCCGUAAAAUCGAGGUAAAUAAUGCCACAGCACGUGUAAUGACAAAUAAAAAGACUGUCAACCCUUAUACAAAUGGCUGGAAAUUGAAUCCAGUUGUGGGUGCAGUCUACAGUCCCGAAUUCUAUGCAGGCACGGUGCUGUUGUGCCAGGCAAACCAGGAGGGAUCUUCCAUGUACAGUGCCCCCAGUUCACUUGUAUAUACUUCCGCAAUGCCCGGCUUCCCGUAUCCAGCCGCCACCGCCGCGGCCGCCUACCGAGGGCCCCCGCCCCCCGAUCCCGGCCUAACGGCGGUGUUGUUUACCAGGAUGGAUUUUAUGGUGCAGACAUUUAUAGUAGUGUACCAAGAGCCUGUGUAUGGCAAUAAAUUGCUCCAGGGUGGUUACGCUGCAUACCGCUACGCCCAACCUACCCCCGCCACUGCCGCUGCCUACAGUGACAGUUACGGACGAGUUUAUGCUACCGACCCCUACCACCACACACUUGCUCCAGCCCCCACCUACGGCGUUGGUGCCAUGAAUGCUUUUGCACCCUUGACUGAUGCCAAGACUAGGAGCCAUGCUGAUGAUGUGGGUCUCGUUCUUUCUUCAUUGCAGGCUAGUAUAUACCGAGGGGGAUACAACCGUUUUGCUCCAUACUAAAUGACAAAACCAUAAAAACCUUCCAAUGUGGGGAGAAAGGAAGCUUUCCGAGGCCUGGGUAUUGCAAUACAUGCAGUAGUGCAUCAUUUUAGCAUCUAAAAAAAAAAUGAUAAAAAAUAAAAAUAAAAAGAGGAAAAAAAUUACAUUUUUUAUCUUAUACCUCAGAUAUUUUGUUCUGUGUAUUUUAAUAUUGUGGGUCUUUCAUUUCUGAAGGUUCCGUAGUUCGGUUGCUGGCUGUAGGAGUUCUUGUGGUUGAUCUAGAGAGAUGCUAGCUAUGAAUCGAAACUGGUGUUAGGGCCAUAUCCAGAGUGCUAUAUCAUGUAAAUGAAUUCUAUAUGCUGAAUAUUAAAGCUACUGGGGUUAUCAGCUGUUGGGAAGAGUGUAAGUGACUACAGUAGUCAUGUUUUUUCUGCAUCUGCAUUAUUUUAUUUUAUGAAAGGGGAAGGGUGGGAGGGACCUAGGGGAUUGGGGCUGGGUUUUGGCUGAAAGAAAAAAAAAUAUAGUAACUGAUGAAUCUAAACGACCCACUGCACCAACGACCAUGUAUAUAUAUAUAUGUAGAUAUAUUUCCCUAUAUAGAUAUAUCUACAUAGAUAUAUGUCAGUGAUUCUAAGUUACUCAUUGUCGGUUCAAGCCAAAGGUUACCUUGUUAAGGGGGUGAUGCUAGAGGCACUUUGCAUCUGAGCUGAAUGAAGCUGUGCAAACCCGCCCUUUAAACCAUUCCACCCGACAGUAUUCAGCUUCUUAACCAGCCGCUAGUUAUCUAGGCAAAAAUUGCUAGUUAGGCUAUCAAUGAGCAUUCUUUUUAUAUUUCUUCCAGUAUAAUAAAUUAUUGAUAUCAUUGCUGACUUUUAUAUUAUGGGAGGGAAAAAAAAUAACAUUAAUAAAAAGGUGAUAAAAAGCACUGUUUCUAUUUUUUUCUUUUUUUCCAAAAAAAAAAGAGAAAGUAAUAAAAACUUAAAAUUCUUUGUACCAGUUAAAAAAGACAAAUGUAUACAAUUUACAUCUGUGCAGUGGAGUUGUUCAGUUCUAGAAACAGUCUUAAUGAAGCUUUUAGUUUUAGCCGAGUAGAACAACCGUUAGAGACAGACGUAUCAUUUUUAUGGAAUCACGUGAUAAUCAUAUUCGGAUUUCUAGACGCCUUUUACAAGUAUUGCAGUCAUUGGGUAGAGGUCAUCACGGUAUUUUCAUCAGCUUGGUACUUUUUGAAACAUGUCUGUUGUGUAAGCAACCUGCAAUUUUUCAGUUGGUGAGAGCCUGCCCUCCCAUCCUUCCUGGUCCCCAAGGAUUCUCUCAAAUCAGUAUCUUGAGGGGUUUUUUUUGUUUUUUGUUUGUUUGUUUGUUUGUUUGUUUUUUGUCUCCAAGGCCUAGGACACUUGUCAGAAGGAAGCAAAAAAGUAGGUCCACCUUCGACAUCCCCAAAGAACAAAGUUCCCCCCCAUCCCACACCUCUGAAGCAGGGUCAGAAAUGACAGCCGAAAAAUUGCAGUUUGUACUUCUUCUGUUUGAAGUCUUUCCAUGUUGUCCUGUUUACAAGUUAAUCUCAGUUGGGGUAUCUGUCACGGAUCUUCCUGUUUUUGUAUUGAAAUUAAAAACAAAAAAAAUCCUGCAGCAAGCUGUCCCCAGUAGUUUUGCUGCCAGAGUUCAAAUCUCCAUGUGUAUCGUGCAGGCCGUAUGGUGUGCACUUUAGUAAAGCUAUCAACUCACCGCUGUGAACCUGCCAAUCCGCUGUAACAACUCUGCUUUCAAACAAAACCAGACAAAACUUAAAAAAAAAAAAGUGUUUGUGAUCCAGCUUUCUCUUGUCAUCCUAUGUGCAUGCAAUAAGAUCGGUUGGAUAUUAAACCAUCAAUAAAGUUUCACAAGAUUUGAAAACAAAGUUUCUGUAGCUUCGCUAUCUAAGACAGAUCACCGUGAUCUUGAAAAAAAAAAACGCAAAAAAAAAAAAAAAGAGAGAGAGAGAAACGGGGGAAACUGCG
Vicugna pacos (alpaca) is the source of this 3581-nucleotide messenger RNA. The record is from RefSeq and is a predicted model, not a curated record. NCBI's taxonomy places the organism in Eukaryota, Metazoa, Chordata, Mammalia, Artiodactyla, Camelidae.